AUGUGUCGCAUGCAGACUCUUCUUCUCUCGCUUCGACUUGCUCUCGGAAACAAAAUCUUCGGCAAAGUUGGCUUCUGGGGGGUCCGAGUCAGCCCUGGAAGAAUCAUCAAAGGGCCCUGCGAGACAACAGAGCUUGCGGCCCUACAGUAUGUCGCUGAGAACACAACUAUACCUGUUCCAAAAGUCCUUAAAGUCCAUGAUUACAACGGCCGACUUUACAUUGAACUAGAAUGGAUUCGUGGAAUUGAUUUGCAAGCCGCGUGGCUUCGUGGAAAUCUUUCACCUAACCAGAAAACACUGCUUAUUACCGAAAUUGCAGCGUACAUUUCCCAGCUGCGAAAUCUUGAGCCCCCACGGCCGGGGUUUGUUGGUUCGGUGUCCCAAGGCGAAAGCCUGGACCAUCGAGUUGGGUCGGCGCCUUUUGGCCCCUUUACCAGUCACACGGAAUUCCACUCCUUUCUUCGAAGACAUAUCCCGCUUCAUGAUAGCUCAAAGGUGUUCGGCCCCGAAGUCGAGAAGUGCCAUUCCCGUGCCUACCGGAGCUGUUUUACUCAUGCUGACCUCAGCCCGCGGAACAUCAUUGUACGAGACGGGAGAGUAGCAGCCAUCAUUGAUUGGCAAUUUGGCGGUUGGUAUCCGGAGUAUUGGGAGUAUACAAAGGCUUAUUUUGGCCAACUUGAAAUAUCAGAUUGGUAUGAAGGAUUACACCACGCCUUCGACAGCUACGAGGACGAAUUAAAGGCCGAGCGGCUUCUUUGGAGGCAAUGUGACCAACCUGGGAUGCCUUGGUAG
Molecule: messenger RNA, 792 nt
Organism: Ophidiomyces ophidiicola
Lineage: Eukaryota; Fungi; Ascomycota; Eurotiomycetes; Onygenales; Onygenaceae
Exons: 1
Coding region: 1-792 (263 amino acids)
Source: RefSeq, a predicted model, not a curated record